AUGGCCAUAAUGAAUCAAUUCUUGGAUGAAUAUGCGUACGAUCCGACGUCUAAGCUUUUCACUCCGUUUGCUGGUCCCGAGGAGGAAUGGAACUUCAAGAACUUGCCACCCACAACAUUCUGGAUUUGUGGCAUGGAUCCGCUUAGAGAUGAUGGCAUUGUUUACGAAAGAGUACUCAAGGAGAAUGGUACGAAGACAAAGACGUACAUGUAUCCGGGCUUUCCACACAGUUUUUGGGGGUUUUCACCGACUCUCAAUGCUUCAAAGAAAGCAGUACGUGAUUUUGUUGACGGAUUGAUGUGGCUGCUAGAGCAACAUUAG
Molecule: messenger RNA, 321 nt
Organism: Verruconis gallopava
Lineage: Eukaryota; Fungi; Ascomycota; Dothideomycetes; Venturiales; Sympoventuriaceae
Exons: 1
Coding region: 1-321 (106 amino acids)
Molecular function (GO): hydrolase activity
Source: RefSeq, a predicted model, not a curated record